This is a messenger RNA of Caenorhabditis briggsae, 243 nucleotides long. The transcript has 3 exons. The record is from RefSeq and is a predicted model, not a curated record. Bases 1 to 243 code for a protein of 80 amino acids. NCBI's taxonomy places the organism in Eukaryota, Metazoa, Nematoda, Chromadorea, Rhabditida, Rhabditidae.
AUGAAUGAUACUGAUAUUUAUGAGGAGUAUUUUGAGGAGGCUGAUGACAUUGCCCGAACCGACUCGGAGGCCGAGGGUACCGUAUACAAAAACUCGUAUGCCUCGUUGAUGAAUGAGCUGCAGCCGUCGACAUCAUUCGAUGAUUUCAAGCAAUCCAUCAGUCACAUCACCGAAAUUUUUCGGACAGAUCCUUACAUAUUCGUGAUGACAGAUGAGAUGAGGGGAAGAGGGAAGGUUGAUUAA